Molecule: messenger RNA, 552 nt
Organism: Symbiodinium sp. CCMP2456
Lineage: Eukaryota; Dinophyceae; Suessiales; Symbiodiniaceae
Source: the annotation of a GenBank genome assembly
AUGAUGCUUGGGCGUCCGCUCUUCACUGGCGAGUCAAGUUGGGGGCAGAUGUACGAGAUCGUCCGGGCAUUAGGCACCCCGACAUUGGAGGAGGUCGAAGCCAUGCAGGCCGGCGGCGAUUGCCGACUGGCCGGGCACUUUGCAAAGCUGGCGGAGCUUGAGCGACCAGCGUCCGCCUGGGAGGAGUUGCUGCCUGCCUUCGCAGAGGAGCGUCAGGCUCUCGAGCUGCCGGAGUCCCUGCUGAGCUUUGAUCCGGCGAAGCGCUUGCAUCCGGCCGUGGCCAUGAGGAGCAGCUUUUUUCAGCACCUGCCUGAUGAUCCAAACCCACUGCCGCUGAACCUUGUGGAUUUUAGUGAAGAGGAGCUGAGCACUUGCGACACUAUGGCAAAGAAGAAACUGUGGGCUUUGCGGCACAUGGUCCAGGCCCGCAGCCCUUUCAUCGACACGGAGAGUGUCGGAAAGAGGGCUGGGUACGACGAGGAGGAGAGCCGAGACGCAAAGCGCCGGCGAGUGGGUGAAAGGCCCGUCGACGACUUGAACGACAUUCCAUGA